AGGCUUCUCUCCGGCCCCCUCAUCAACGUCUACGUUGGCUCUGGCGAAGCCAAGCGACACUGGGCCAUCCAUCGGAACCUCCUCUGCCACCACUCCGACUACCUCGCCUCCGAGCUCCAAGCGAACGAAUCCACCAAGAACAAAAUCAGCGACAAGCUAGAGCUGACUGAGGAUGACCCCAAGGGCUUCGAACUGCUCGUAAAAUGGCUAUACCAAGGCAAAUUCGAGAAUGUCAGCGACAUCUCAGACCCGAAUGCCAAGUACGACUACGCGGUCGCCUGCUAUAGGCUGUACAUGCUUUGCGAGCGUUUCGACAUGCCGCAACUCAAAAACAUGGCCAUGGACCAGUAUCGCAAGGGCCUGUACGAGGCGCGCCUCGUGCCCGACGCCGACGAGAUCAACGAAAUCUACCGCCAGAGUCCGGAAGGCUCGCCGUUCCGCGCCUUGAUGGUCAAGAUCGCGGCGCGGCAGAUAAUGGACCCCGACUCCGACAAGAAUGCGGACAGCUAUCGCGUGUGUUUCGAGGACAACCCGGAUUUCGCGAUUGAUCUCGUCAACGCGAUCAAGGCAGGCACAGGCGGCCUGCUCUUCGAUGACCCAACGUUCGGGGACGCGUGCGACUACCACGACCACGAUGGUGGACCCAACUGCCACAACAAAGCAAAAGGCAAA
Molecule: messenger RNA, 672 nt
Organism: Aplosporella prunicola CBS 121167
Lineage: Eukaryota; Fungi; Ascomycota; Dothideomycetes; Botryosphaeriales; Aplosporellaceae
Exons: 1
Molecular function (GO): protein binding
Source: RefSeq, a predicted model, not a curated record